Messenger RNA from Anarrhichthys ocellatus (wolf-eel), 8692 nucleotides. Its product is annotated as mitochondrial intermediate peptidase. Lineage: Eukaryota; Metazoa; Chordata; Actinopteri; Perciformes; Anarhichadidae. Gene Ontology annotation, biological process: peptide metabolic process. The transcript is spliced from 18 exons. Gene Ontology annotation, molecular function: metalloendopeptidase activity. Gene Ontology annotation, cellular component: mitochondrion. The coding region runs from base 180 to 2237 and encodes 685 amino acids. The record is from RefSeq and is a predicted model, not a curated record.
UUGAGCUAACAUGUGAGUGUCUGUUGGCUUGACAGGUAAAGAUUAAAGAUAAAGUUUGAAUACAUUAGUUGUACAUUUCCGGCUUUUGAAAACAGGCUCACAUUGACGCUAAAGUUUAGCAUGUCCUCUGUCAGCCACUGUCAGUAGACAUCACCAGGAAGGAGCAGAUAUAGUACAACAUGUCUGCGUGUAAAAGGUUACUUUACGUUGUGAAGCACCGGAGCUUGUGGACGCAUGUUCGGAGAAAUGUCACAACGUGGUCUCCUGUUGGAGCUGCUUUCAACGCCAAACAUCAAAAACGACCGAACUUGUUCGAGAAAAACGUGGGUUUGUUUGGGGUGCCAGAGCUGAGCUGUCCUGCAGGCUUCCAGGCUGUCACAGACCGAGCUCUGAAGAACACGGAGCGUCUGGUGGAGAACGCCUGUUCUUGUCCUCCAGGCGUUGAGACGGUGGAGUCUUUUGACCAACUCUCAGAUGGUUUGUGUAAAGUGGCUGAUCUGGCAGACUUUGUGAAAGUGGCACAUCCAGAUCCAGCGUUUCGCGAGGCUGCAGAGAAGGCCUGCAUAGAGAUCGGCACGGUUGUGGAGAAGCUGAACACCAACGUUGAGCUUUGCAAGAGCCUAAAAAUAUUGCUGGACAGCCCGGAUAUUGUGGCUAAACUGGACGCUGAUACGAGACGAGUGGCAGAGCUGUUCCUGUUCGACUUUGAAAUCAGUGGAAUUCAUCUGGAUGACAAACUGAGGAAAGAGGCCGUCGCUCUCCACGUGAAGCUGUUGGAUCUAAACAACGAGUUUCUGGUCGGCUCUCACCUGCCGAACAGAAUUGCGAGGUCUGCGAUUCCCGAGCAUCUACACAUGCACUUUGCAGAAGAAGGAAGCUUCAUCCAAAUUGGGGGAUUACACGCAGACUCCCCCGAUGACUUGGUGCGAGAAAUAGCGUACAUGAUUUACCUUCAUCCAAACGCAGAUUUGAUGGAGUGUCUGGAAGAGCUGCUGAAAUGCAGAUACAAACUGGCCAAACUGGUCGGCUACGAGUCCUACGGACACAGAGCCCUGAAGGGAACGAUGGCCAAGACACCAGAGGCGGUGAUGAGCUUUCUUCAUUUGUUGACGGAGAAGCUGUCAGACAGAACAGCCGCAGACUUUACGAUGAUGAGGAACAUGAAGAAAAAACUCAACCCUCGAAAUUCUGAGCUCAUGCCUUGGGACCAUCCGUACCUCAGUGGUGUGUUGCGUGCUGAAAGGUACAACAUAGAGCCCAGUCUGUACACUCCAUAUUUGUCUCUGGGCGCCUGCAUGGAGGGUUUGAACAACCUCUUCUCCCAGCUGUACGGCGUGUCCCUGAUGUCCGAACACGCCAGUGCUGGAGAGGUCUGGAGCGAGGACGUCCGCAAACUGGCUGUGGUACAUGAGACGGAGGGAUUAAUGGGAUAUAUCUACUGUGACUUUUUCCACCGGCAGGAUAAACCUCAUCAGGACUGUCACUUCACCAUCCGCGGCGGCCGCCGGUGCACGGAAACGGGUCAGUACCAGCUCCCAGUCGUGGUGCUGAUGUUGAGUCUGCCCCACCCGACCAAGAGAGCCCCCACCCUGCUCACUCCCGGCAUGAUGGAGAACCUCUUCCAUGAGAUGGGACACGCCAUGCACUCCAUGCUGGGACGCACCCGCUACCAGCAUGUGACGGGAACCAGAUGUGCGACUGACUUCGCUGAAGUCCCGUCCAUCCUCAUGGAGUACUUUGCCACCGACUACAGAGUCAUCAGCCAGUUUGCACGCCAUUAUGAAACUGGACAGCGUCUCCCUCAGAGUUUGGUGGCUCGCCUGUGUGAGUCAAAGAAGGUGUGCGGAGCCGCAGACACCCAGCUGCAGAUUUUCUAUGCGGUGUUGGACCAGAUCUACCACGGCCAGCCUCAGAACCAGACCACCACAGAGAUCCUGGAGGAGAUGCAGCAGAAAUUCUACGGCUUGCCUUACGCGCCCAAUACGGCGUGGCAGCUGAGAUUCAGCCACCUGAUUGGCUACGGGGCCAAGUACUACUCCUACCUCAUGUCCCGCGCCGUGGCCUCAAUGGUGUGGAAACAGUGCUUCGUUCAGGACCCUUUAAACAGGGACAUGGGUGAGCGUUACCGUCGGCAGAUGCUGGCCCAUGGAGGAGCCAAGGAGCCCAUGCUGAUGGUGGAAGGUAACUUCACCAUGUCCAAUACUUUUUUCCCCAAGAUGUUUGAAGAAUCUUUUUAGAUUUACCCAUAAAAUUCAACAAAGCUCAUUAUUUUAGGACCAGUUUAUCUGAACAUGUUUGGGUUACAUCAGGCUUCUAGGCCUCAGUUCUGCUAAUAUUUUUGGGCUCCCGGCUCACCUUUUGACCCCAUCGCCUUAAGAUAACAGUCGCCCCACCUUGUGCAAGACACCUUCUCUUCUCCAGGCAGAUUGAGCUCAUUUGUACCAUCUUUAAAAUGUUUUAAGAUUCCCCAGAGUUCAUCUCCAGGUUUCCUUCGGUUUAGGAAUUAAAGUGUCAAUCCAUUGGCUAAAAUUACUGUCGCAUUAUGCUGUGGGAUUUAUUUCGACAGCCUGGAGGGUCAACUGCUCUAAAAUGUGUUUUUUUUCCAGCAGUCUGUGAGGCAGAAAAUCAUCCUUGAAAGACGACAUACUGAUUACGAGUUAGAAUGUGCGUCAAAGUAAAAAGUUAGAUAAUAAAAGUAACCUUCUUUUAUUUACCAGUUAUUUUUCAAAUGUGUAAAAGGGUUAUAAAAUAUUAUAGAGGAAGAAGAAAUAAAUAAAUUACAUGACAAAUAGAUGAAUAAAAAACGACACAUGAAAACAGUAAAGAUUGCUAUAUAUUCGAGUACCAUGAGACAACUGUGAACCCAAUUUCUCCCACAAAGAAUUAUCAAUCUACAGCAUAAACAUGAAAAUAUGUAUUUAUAUAUCAAGUAAGAUUGACAAGUGUACUUGGUGUCCAUUACAGUCCGUAAGCCUCACCAGUAACGACGGUAUUGAACAUCACCUGAGGGGAAUCGUAGCUUGAGUUCAUUAGUCGGGUCGGGUGUUGCUGCUGUUGUGGUUUGGCUCGCUCUGUGCUUGAGCUCCCACAAUGGCACCUAUUUACCGAUCUGACACACCUCCCAAUGUUUCUCAUCUUUGUUUACAACAGCAACCCAGAGACGCAGCCAGUCCUGCUGCGGUAUAAAUUGUCGUGUCAGCUCCCUCUGGCAACCAUACGCUAUUCAUGCUAGUCCAAAAGAAAUCAUAGCUCAAAGACAUUAUGCUGCUUUUCUUUUUUAAAACAGACAAAAUCCAGAAGGCAGGAAAUAUAGACAUGGAUGAUUAUGGGUUUGAACCAUAAAAAACCACUGACUCUGCAGGGUUAAAACACAGACCGGUACAUUCAACUUUGUGUUUAACCAACAUUUUUCAGCCAUGCCAGCAGCGCGGCUCUAGAGACGGCAUUGUCAGUCAGUUGGUCUACCACGUCGGUGACGACUCAAACUGCUCAACUGUUGGACGGAGUACCGUGAAUUCUUUUGUUCCUCCCUGAACUUUAAUAACUUUGGUGGGAACUUUUCAACCAAUAAAUCAGUUAAUAAACACAUAACAGACAUUCAGGGCUGGUCCUCUGUCGGGGGUAUCCUCCCCUGCCACACAUUCUUUAUUUUAUUUUUAAUAAAUCUGUUUUCAUCACUGAACUAGCUCCAUCAUCAAGUCAAAAGCUCAGUUUGUCAAAUAAUUUGUAUUGCGAUCAAAUACCUGCAAAGCUAAAGGCAUUCCCAUCAGUCUCAGCUGUACGUUGUGUUUUAGCACGAAGUAGCAAAUGUUAGCAUGCUAACACGCUAAACUACGAUAGUGAUCAUGAACUAUAUACCUGCUACACAUCGGCAUGUUAUCAUUGUGACGUUGUGUGUAGCCAAACAUGUUAGCGUGUGUACUUCCUCACAGAGCCGCUAGCAUGGCUGUAGACUUGUGUUUGGAUAUCUUCCGGUGCGUCUGUUUGUAACCGUCAAACUGACUGUUAAUCAGGUUAUGUCAUUCUCAGCAGAAGAUGUAGUUUCUUCCAAUAGACAUGACGGGGCAAAACAAACGACUUCCUCCUGUUUCUCUUCCCUUCCUCCUCCCCUACUUCAGCAGUCACUGUGGCAUGUCUGGACAGGACAACAGAGGCGAGGGAUUAGUAAGAUCAGGUGACAUUUGGGAGUGGACUGUAAAUCUCUCCCUCAGGGUCACCUCCUCGCUCCUCCUCCAGAUUGUCCCUUUGGCAGCUCCGACUAAGGGCUGCGCCCAGCUUCUGAAAUUACCGCCACCAACCGAUCAAGUCCUUGUUAUUAGAUCUACUGUCCAAAUAACUGUUGUUGAACUGUCAAUAUUUGCGUUUAUGGCUCCCUUUUGAAGUGAGCGCUACUCUAAUUAUAGGCCGAGGCCCAUGUGUGCGGAAUAGUUAUCCGGGUCAUAUUGAUCUCUCCGGCUGUCAUUCCCAGCCAUAAGUCAUCGUACAAGCCUUCUGCAAAAAUGUCUGCUUGGGGGAAUAACACCAACGCAAAAUGAUUUCAUUUUGCAACAGAAAAUAGAUUCAGAGCCUUGAAGUGGUUAGAUGCCAUUUCUAGUCUCGCAUGUUUGGCAAAUUUCCAUUGUACAUAUUGUUUUGUCCACUCUGUGCACCUGCGUUUAUGAUAAUCAUCUGAAACCCAUUUCUUUCUUUUUUUUUUAAAUCAUAAUAUCUAUUCCAUGUCUGGAGAAACACUCAAACGUAUUUAAAGAGACUCAUUCAGCCGCCUCAGCUGGCUACAUAUGUCCUCGUGAUUUACAUUGAGAUCAUGAAAACCACAGUCAGAUUGAUAAAAGGACAUCGGUGCAUGUGCUGAAACAUUUAGAUCUUCUCCACUCUUCACUGCGGGGUUGAGAGGUUCAUAGCAACCAUCUUGAAUUCCUAUUCGGGAACGGAAAACGGGUUUGAAUAAGAACAGCCCUUUUUACAUCAAACGCAGUAUUUAGGCCAGAAGAAGGACGCAGACUCCAGAUCCGACCCACUACGCAUAAUUCUUUCAAACAAAGAGCCCUGUACACAUGGUGGUGUGUAACAUUUCGCUGCGAUCCCCUUUGGCGAGGUGGUGGACGGGGGCACCCGGGGAACCGGAGCAGACCCGGGCGAGGCUGGUCUAGAGGCCAGACUUUAUCUGCUUGGCUCCCUCCCCACCGCUGGAUGUUUCCCAGGAAAGACCAGUGUUGAAACGUAAACCCAGAGCGGCAGCGCAAGGUACCGAGUGAAAUAAGUCCAAGGAAAAAGUGAGAGUAAGAGGGAAGAACAAGGCGAGAGAGAGAAAGGUGAACCUCGGCUCCUGCCACAGAGAGGGCUUUCAUGGCCCAGACUGUUCCCAGAGCCCCGACCGCCGAGCUCAGAAAAUGGAUCUACUCCGGCUCAGUAGCUGAGCUCUUUGUCUGAGGGCAGCGUGGCUGAAUAGUUCAUACGACCGCUUGCACAGUCGCUAAUAAAACCCCCAAGAGCACGGUGGUCCGCACGGUCCCACAGCACUGUUGUGACAAUGAUGUUUAGUUCGGCCUGAACCAGAGGAGAGAAACUUCACAGCGAAGAUGUGAAGCUGCAAAAUUCAUAAUUUACAGCCCUUACAUAAAAGCAGACAUGAUUUGUGAUGAAAAUGAUCCUCCAGGUCUAGAGGGAAGUGUCUCCUCCGUGAUUUAGCCUUUUGAUGACUCCAGCGCUGUGAAGACAAUAGUAAUACAAGUUUUCAAGGCGACGUAUCAUGAAAGACUCGCUUUUUCAGUGCUUGUGUCUUCCAACCCACAAACUGUAAAAUAAGACAACCCAGUCAGGUUUCUUUGUUGGCUUCCUGUAUCUGUCACAUGCAGGCUCAUUAGAAUAUACAGCCCACGGCUUGAGAACUACCUUUGCAGUGAUUCAUCAUAUUUAGCCAAUCAGAGCAAACGUGGCUUUUUAAUGAGGGAGGCGUAAAGAGGCGAGCGCUAAAACUGAGCUUUUCAGACAGAGAGUGGGUUCAGGUUCAUUCAGACAGAAAGUUGUUGAAGCUUUUGUGUGAUGGAAAUCUCACCAAAAGGAUGAUUUUUAAAAUAAUUUCACCAUGUUGACUUAGUUUAGCAUGUUAGUAUUCUAACAUUUGCAAAAACAAAGUACCGCUACGUAUUGGACAGUAAAGUAUUGGACAGACCAACAUCACUAGUUGCGCUUCUUGCAUGGCUAUAUAUUAGCAUAAAAACUAAGAUACAUGCGUUUCUCAGUUGCAAUAAUCAGAUUUAGCAUUUUGUCACAGAUUAAUUUUCUGCACGUUUAAGUGUGGAACAUUUUCCCACAUUAAAGCGCUGGUGUACUGAGUUUUGUAAGGUUUAUCCUCAAUACCAUUGCAGGGUUUUCUUUUGUGAAGGCACUUAGCCAACAAAGAGCCUCCCUGUGCAGCGUUUGUCAUCACCCUUGUCUCGCUUUACUUUCUGGGCCUGUCUUAAGUGCUGUUUGUAGAAAAAGCUUCCUGAACUUCAAAGGAGUAAUUACAGAGGCAGUGAGCCAAAGUUUGCCUCCAGGUUUGACAGAAGUAACUGCUUUUCACACCUCGACAUGUUUCAAAUGGUUACAAGCAGCAGCUGAACGGCUUCUGAGGCAGCCAGGAACACGUUUUGAAAAUGUGUGAUCGGCAACUCUUAAAGUGACUUAAAGCUCCGCGCGCUAGUCGUUGUACGAGUGUUUUUUUUUCGUACGCAUACAUGGAAUGUGACGCUACAGAGGCUCAAGUUACUGCACUCUGCAGUUUGUUCCCUUUUUUUUUUUUUUUAAAUGCACAAAUGUGGCGUACUGCUGCUCCCCCUGCGAGUGGGCUUAAUUGGCCAAUAAAAGCAACCAAUUAAAUCAUGAAAGAAGUGAGCACAGCCAAGCCCAAGAGACCGGGAUCAAUGGCUCUUAUACAACAGCUCAGCCCUCCGAUUGGUUAAAGACACUUUCCAACCACGCUGAUUAGUGCUCUAAUAGCAGAACAGCCGUAUUCUGCUAUUGGUGCACUAAAAGUGUGAAAGAGCUUCCUACACAUACUUCAUGAGAGCCAAUAAAUCAAUAUAUGUGUAUUUGUAGAAAAGAUGCACGACUCCAGAGGUUGUUGUUUACUUUGACUAACGAGCCUUCAACCCCAUGUUCAAGAUUUCCCCCCAAAAUGGGUUUACUGUUCUGUGAAUCUGUUCUUAAAAGAAUGUAUCUCAGCAGACACUUUACCACCAAAACUGGGCGGUAACUCAGAUGUUUGAUGAUUUCAACCAGCAGUAGCUGCAGGCUGGGCAACAUUUCUACUGAGAUCUUGUCCCCAGAGCCGUCAUUACCGAGGCUCAGAGCCACACAGAGGUCUUCAUCUGACUGAUAGCCAUCGCCCACCACCCUUGAAGUAGAUAGAUUACUCUGUGUAUGUUCUCCUGUGAGAGAUUAAGCUCUGUUUACUGGCAAGAUAUUUAACUUUCAAGUGUAAGUGUAACUGUAGAAAGAUAUUAGGGCAAGUUGCAGCUUCAGGGUCAGAGGGAGGAAACGGCAACGGAUUUAAAUAUUCACUAAAAUGUCCAUGUUGAGUCAUUUUGUUAUUAAAGCAGGUGGCUAAAAUGAGUUUCCAUUUCUCAGUGGAAAGAAUCUCUCUGCUCUGUAUUGAGAGAAUAGCUAUUUCAGACUAGAAGAGGCCGUGAACGUGUGACUUGAACGUUCCCACACCAGCUGAGGAAGAUCGGGCAGGAAUAGAGAGCGAGUGCUGCACUUCGCUUCCCAACAAGUACUCUUGAGCGAGGUGCUCAACCGCCAACAGCUCCAGUGGGGCUGCUCAGCGGCCAAACUGCAAAGCAGGGAUACAGUUGUUAAGAAAGAUCCACUGUUUGUUUUUUUGUUUCACACUUUUUUUUUGUCGUGUGUCUUUUAACACCUGCCCAAACUCUGCUGGCCAAGUUGGCCCCGAGAUGACUGUAAUGGGUAGAAGACCGGGUCCUCAAUGGCCGUGUCAGCGCCAUUAUGAAUGGAAAUGGAAACUCUUAAAUACGAGAUGACUCACAAGGCAAAGCCUCUGUCCUAAGACUCUCCUAACAAAGGACACAAAGCAAAGCCUAUGUUUGGUUUGGCUCUGCGUUUCCUCGGUGCGUCGCCAAGAGUGAGUUUCAGAGGUCUGCCCACUGUGAUGCUGUCAACUCAUACAGUAUCUGUUCAGAGGUACUGCUGCUGUAAACCAGAAUACAUUAAACAUGGAUUCAUAAUGGCAGGCAGUGAUGGUUAGGAAAAGCCUUAAGUUGCAUACGGGUGAUAAACCCUCUGGUGGUGUUCCCUCUGUGGACUGCACAGCUCCACCAUUAACCUCUGUGGUGCCUCCAUUUACUUCAGUGCUCACCUGUUUACAGCGUGCUGAUGGUGCCCUGUCGGUGUGUUAUGUCAGACUCAGCACCACCUCCUUGUGUGUAUCUAUAAAAGCCGCUUCUCCCAUCAGAUACUCCUCCACGAUGUUGUUAUGACUUUGAGGUUAUCGGUGCAUUCCUCUCAAACUCUCCCAGGGAUGUGGGCUGAGAACAGACUCACUCCUCACGGCUCAUUGUUGCGCCUCUCUUCAUCUCCUGGCGCUGACACCCGCAGCUGUUGGUGAUGAGAAGCCGGCGAGGGCGCUAUUGUUUACCCGACUUACCUCUUUCAUGAUCACGCCUCCCUUUGCUUCUCUCUCUCUCGCUCU